GCUAUCAAAUUCAGUUUAAUUCGAAAUUGUUUUGAUUCUAAAUUUUUUAUUUUUACCUUUACUGCCCGUCGGCCACGUUUGAAACAUUCCAGAAAAUUUAUCACAAUUUUUUUUAAAUGGCGGAAAGAGGUGAAGUCGAAGAAGACGCCGUAAACGGUAACCACCACCACAUUGUGAACAACGAAGACAAUCUCAAACUUUUGUGCCACCUGGACGAGGCAGCUUCCGUAGACGCGCACGAUUUGUGUGGGUCCGAACUCUUAAUAGACACCAGUCUUCUGAUUAAAAAUGACAUCAACACCCCAAGUCAAAUCAUGAUUGUCACUAACUUAUACGACGAACUUUUUUGCUCGCUCGAUGAAAAAUUGAAGUUUGAAGGUUUAGUGAGACAAAUAGAUCCACUAGCCACCUUUCAGUACUUAUCAAGUUUCAGACGAGCCAGAGUGGAACUGAGUUCGUUGGAGACCUCACGGCAAUGCUUUGAUUACCUGAAUAACUAUAAGCUGGAAGGCAGUCUUGUACACUGUUAUUAUGUCCAGCCUUCGAUCUUAUCAUGUCAGCAACAAUACCUCGACCUGCCCCCGCGAGAAAACCUCUUCCUUAUCUCCCCACCCUCCUCACCACCGAUUGGCUGGGAGGUACAACUGGAGAAGAAGCCUGUCAUCAAUCACGAACUACUGGCAGCCAUCGAGAAAAUGGGGAAAAGUGAUGCGUACGAAGUGUACACGGGCGUUGGGGACAUGCCGUCAAUCAUCGUACACGUCUGCGACGACCCGCCCAACUUUGAGCAGAGACCUAAAAUUAUUCAAACCCGAUGUCCGGAGAGGAAGGCCAAAACGAUGGAGCAGUUGUUCUGUUAAAUUUUCUUUUAGUUUUUGCUUUCAGAAGUAUUAUUUAAAACAUUUUUUUCUUUGGUUUUGGUUAAUUUUAUUUUGUGUUUUUCGUUUUUUUGUUUUGAUUAUAGGAUUAAAUGAUUAAAAAUUAAUGAUGGUAACGAUAAUAGUUUAUUAAUUCUAAUGAAUUGAUUGAGUUUAUUUUAUCGAGUACAUGAUGCAUUCUGUUUACUUAAUUCAUUGUGCAUUACCUGCGUGCGUCUUAUGCUUUAUAUACACAUCCAAUUGAAUAGAUCAGAGGCAUAGGGGUGAUUAACAUUUCAAAUGCUAUUUUUAACCAAUAAUCUUAUGCAAAAAUUCUUUUUUUCUUAUUUUGGCAUGUGCCAAGCACUUUUUGUGAAUAGUUUAAUGGCUUUAAUUACAUUUUUUAUUCAUGAAUUUGAUUCAGAUUUAUUUUCUCUUUAAGUUGCUGCGAUUCAGCUUAAUUAUCUUGAAUUUAUUUAGAAAUAUUUUUGAGCUGAUUUCCGUUAAUUACACAAACAUGUACCACUGAUUUAUAUUACUGAUCGUCUUAUUUGGUUUAUACAUGUACAAACAUUUUUACACCAUUUAAUCUAAUUAAUAUAUUUCGCACUUCCAUCAGAAUAUUGAUUUCGUAAUUCGAUUGAUUGCCCGAAUGUACAUAUCCAACCACGCUCCGCGACUAUUUAUAAAUUUUAUAAUAUCAAGAAUUCGUCAGAACAAUAGAUUCAACGCACGCGUACAAUUAGGGUAACGUAAGAGAGAUGGUGUCAAACAGUUGCGAUAAACAGCCGAGUUAGUUCCAUUUUUCCAUCGCAAAGAUUUGACAACUGUUUUCGUGUUUUUUUUCUUUCUUCAUAUUAAAUUUUUCUUCAUAUUUAAUUGCAAGGAGGCGGACAGGCGAACUGUUUGCAUGUAUCUGACGUAUGCAAUACGAACUUGUGUAAAUAGUUUCUUUUUUUUUACAAAUUUUCAAUAUUAAUAUCAUCCGUGAUGUCUUCUUCUUCAACUGUUUGCACGUUCUUUGUCGUCACUUUCGUGUUUAAUUUUUUACUCCUCAUCAUAUGUUCUGCUGUUUGUGAAUUAUUUUUCAUUCAUAUUAGUUAUUGUUGGACGUUUUUUGAACUUAUCUUUGCUCAAUUGAAUUUAUCAUUAUUCGUUUGUUGUGACAGAUACAGCGCGGUUUUCAUAUUAAGUGAUGUGAAUAAAUAACCUCAGAAACAAUCU
Helobdella robusta is the source of this 2081-nucleotide messenger RNA. RefSeq lists its product as hypothetical. Gene Ontology annotation, biological process: calcium-mediated signaling. The record is from RefSeq and is a predicted model, not a curated record. Gene Ontology annotation, molecular function: calcium-dependent protein serine/threonine phosphatase regulator activity; nucleic acid binding. Lineage: Eukaryota; Metazoa; Annelida; Clitellata; Rhynchobdellida; Glossiphoniidae. The transcript is spliced from 6 exons. Gene Ontology annotation, cellular component: nucleus; cytoplasm. Bases 117 to 860 code for a protein of 247 amino acids.